AUGGUCUCCCAACCCGAACCGGCCCCCGUCGCACUGUCCCACCGCCGCGGCCCCUUCUCGGUCUCGUCGGUCGCGACACGCCCCUCCCUGUCCCGCACACGACGCUACAACCGCUCUCACGGCGGAGGCGCCUCCCAUGUCCCGCAGAACGAGUUUCCCGUCUUCGCCCUCAGCGGCGAUGUCGAGAUCCUCGUCCGCGCCGGUCCAUCAGAGCACCGCUACCUGCUGCACCGCCAUACCUUGACCCGCUGCAGUGGCUUCUUCGAGGCCAGCACCUCGUCCGAGUGGUCCAAGGCCCGGCCGCUCGCCGCCAACGGCCACGAGCUGGCCCGCAUCGGAGAGUCCCCUUCGCUCCCCGAGGACCUUGCUCCUCUCACCAACCGACGGGACGAUGCCUUCCCCACCGCCACGGCCACGCCAAGGAGGCGCUGGAGGUACGAGUUGGAUCCUGGCGCCGGCGAGGGUGACAUCCCCAUGCUCGUCCAGAAGAAUGAGUCGGAGCCGCCUCAUGCCGGUUCCAAGCCGGGCGUGCGGUCGAUCUUCGGGGAAGGGGUCGGCACCGAUUCGUCGGCUUCCAGGUCGACGACCUCCCGAAAGCACGACCGUGGCAACCAGGUUGCCUUUGCCUGCUCCGUCACCAACCUGAGCGUCGGUGCGAGGUCGCCAAUGCCCCUGUCCCAGGCCGAAGAACAGCUCCUGCGCGACUACGACAAUCUCUUCCGCAUCUUCUACAACUACCCCCCGGCACUCGACGGAAUCAAUGUCGUUGACGCCUACGUUCAGUGCAAGUCCCUCCUUGCUCUCGCGGACCAGUACGACGCCCUUGCCGUCGUCGGUCCCCGCGUCGACCACCAUCUAUUGCAGUUUCAGUCACGCCUGUGGACGCAGGUUGCCAAGUAUCCCAUCUCCUACUUGCGCCUCGGCUACCUCGCCCGGAGCAAGGUCAUCUUCCGAGAGGCACUCAUCCACGUCGUCGGUCAGUGGCCCAUCGGCGGACGUAGCGGACGUGCCACCCUGCCGGACGUCGUCUUGGACAUCAUCGAGGACAAGGUCGAAGAGCUCGACGAGACGGUGAGCCAAGUCGAAGGUUGCCUGUUCCGCCUCAGCCUCACCACCGCUCGAGGUGACCGCGUGACGCCCAACACGAGCUAUCUGGACUGGCUCGUCGUCAGCCUCUUCCGCCAGUGGCUCGCCGAGAACACCACGCCCCAGCCUCCUCCCGAUCGUCACCACUGCAGUCGCAGCCGCAGCUGCAGCCGUAACGUCAACCGGAAUCGCAACCGGAACCAUGGCCGUCAUCCGUCCUUGCCGUCGGUCCGACCGCCUCCCACCUCCGUCGGCGCCGCCUACCGCACCCUCGGCGCCGGCAACAGCACAUUUCUCGGCCACGAUGAGUGCAAGAGUUUUCUCAAGCUGACGCCCGAGCUCUACAGUAGAGAAAACCUCCGUAGGUUUGAGAGGCGUAUGGAAGAGCUCAAAGCCAUGGCGAGGGACCUCGUUCACCCGCUCCUCGACAGCGCCCUCGAGCUUGACACGGUCGCCCCCAGCAGGACUUCGGACGGCCUCCCUUAUCUCACCUGUACCACCGUCGGGAACUGGGACCUCCCCUGGCCCGUGGACGACUAG
Molecule: messenger RNA, 1626 nt
Organism: Drechmeria coniospora
Lineage: Eukaryota; Fungi; Ascomycota; Sordariomycetes; Hypocreales; Ophiocordycipitaceae
Exons: 1
Coding region: 1-1626 (541 amino acids)
Source: RefSeq, a predicted model, not a curated record